CACUGGUACUGCAAACCUCAUAUGGCUCUAUCGAGAAACACUUACAUCUCUGCUGGCUGCAGGGACUUUCCUUGGCAUGCAAAAGCAUGUGGUAAAGGUAUUAACAUCCUAUAGGUAGAGGUCCUACUCUAAAUAUAAGGGAAAGGACUGAAGCACAAUGGGGGACUGGGAAUUUCUUGAAAAGUUGCUGGAUCAGGUGCAAGAACACUCUACUGGCAUUGGAAAGGUCUGGCUAAUAUUACUGUUUAUCUUCCGCAUCUUAAUUCUUGGUCUUGCCGGGGAAUCAGUUUGGGGAGAUGAACAAUCAGAUUUUGUCUGCAAUACAGACCAACCUGGGUGUCCAAAUGUUUGUUAUGACAAAGCCUUUCCAAUCUCCCAUGUACGAUUUUGGGUGCUGCAGUUUCUCUUUGUUAGCACCCCCACAUUAUUUUAUCUGGCCCAUGUGAUCUAUCUAUCCAGAAAAGAGGAGAAGCUGAAACAAAAGGAGGAGGAAUUAAGAGCGAUAAGUGACAAAGAUCAUCAAGUUGACCAAGCCAUAGCAGUCAUAGAGAAGAAAAGGCUAAAAAUCUGCAUUCAAGAAGAUGGUCGAAUCAAAAUCCGAGGGCCUCUGAUGUAUACCUAUGUUACAAGCGUCAUUUUCAAAAGUAUUUUUGAAGCUGGCUUCCUGCUGGGUCAAUGGUACCUUUAUGGCUUUGUUAUGCCAGCUGUCUAUGUAUGUGAAAGAAAUCCGUGCCCUCACAAAGUGGAUUGUUUCGUGUCUAGACCCAUGGAGAAAACUAUUUUCAUCUUGUUUAUGUUAGUGGUGUCACUUAUUUCUCUUCUACUCAACCUUUUAGAACUUAUGCAUCUAGUCUUCAAGAGUAUACUUCACACUUUGAAAAAAUAUUCUACUUACAAUUCAAACCCAAGAUACCCAAAGGAUGGGGGCGAUUACCCUGUUAAAUGCCCUGAGACUGCUACUGCUCCUUUUAAUGACAAAUCUUACUUAUACCUUCCAAUGAGUGAGAACAUUUCCUACCCAGCAUACAAGGCUCAGAAUGAGGACAAUUGGGCUAACUUCCAUGCGGAGAAACAAAUAGCAAUGCAUGUUGGGAAACAAGCAGACCUGGAACAUUAUUCUAGUGGUUUCACUCCUGUGCCACCGCCAACCAGUUCCCAUGCUGUGGUAGACAAGCAACCGAGCAGAGCCAGUAGCUCAGCCUCUAAGAAACAUUAUGUGUGAGGAACUUGUUAGCAUUGCUUCUAAUAUUUCAUCAUGUUCCAAGGCUGUUUUAUAACAAAAUACUUGUUUGGCAAUACUGUCUUCUAGGUCUAUGCAAGUACCUUUGCUUAAUGAAUAAUAAAUAAAAUACUGUAAAAAAAAAUUUCAAUAUGAAUGUGAAGGAAUUACAUGGAGUCACCCUAAUCCAAGACAUCAUGGAAGUGUAUUCAGGCUCAUUUUAGCUCCUGGUCACACAAUAGCCAGAAAAUCCGUUCUGGUUUGCUGUCCAUUUCACAAAGAGCAUGCUGUAUCUAUAUGACUUUCAAUGUAAGUUAUACUGUGAUGCAUAGGUUUAGGCAACUAUAUGAAUUUUUACAAGAUUUUUCGGAACAAGCUUUUUACGGUAUUUUGUUGCAUCUUGCAACUCUGUAUGGUGGGUAAUAUUUACCUUCCAGUGCCUGUAUCAAUGCAAAAUGUGUCAACCUAUCCGAUUGGAGCAGGCUGACCAGGCAUGAGGGUACAGUCCAUGGUCAGAAGUGACCUAUAGAAAGUUACAACAGUAACAAAGAGCAUGUGAAGAGAAAAUAGUAUGUGCUCCUCCAAUGGAGUACAGUAUGUUACAUUCUUAACUGUGUCAUGGCACUAGUUGUUGGUACCUUUAAAGGGUUACUCCGCUACACAGCAUCCGGAACAUUGAGUUCCUAACGCUGUGUGCGGGCUUCCGUGUUCAC
Hyla sarda is the source of this 1932-nucleotide messenger RNA. RefSeq names its product gap junction alpha-4 protein-like. Bases 158 to 1222 code for a protein of 354 amino acids. The transcript has 2 exons. The record is from RefSeq and is a predicted model, not a curated record. Gene Ontology annotation, cellular component: connexin complex. Gene Ontology annotation, biological process: cell communication. NCBI's taxonomy places the organism in Eukaryota, Metazoa, Chordata, Amphibia, Anura, Hylidae.